CAAUUCGCGUCAACGCUAGCUCUCAAGCGAUAUCUGGUGCCUUCUGACCCCCCCCCCCCCCCCCAAUAAAUGUCACUCAUGACCCCGAGUUCGCCCCACCAUCGCACGACCACCUCUCCACUACCAUCACCGACCACGUCGAGCCCACGUUUAGAGGAAAACCUCAGCAAUCAACUGGGCAUAACUUAUCCCGUAGAAAUGUCUGGCGCAGUCUGUAACCGCGUUGUACGGUUCGACUCUGAAUGCGUCCUGAUACCGGAACUAAACAAGUCCAGGAAACCGUUAAUGAUAACCAAGUCAUAUGCAAUACCACUAUGGAAGAGGAGAACCAUACCUGGAGAGUCGGAGGAAAUGCAGGUUUCGCCGUCAUCGAGUCCAACAAUGGGCGGUGUGGUUUUCAAGUUGCCAUUGCCUAGCUUCAUGGCAAAGGCUGCUCGCUCACCCAGCAGAACCAGAGAAUGCUCACGGCCUCCAUGCCUGGUCAAUACUGACGUCUCACAAGCACAUUCCCUCAAUUAUACACGGCAACCCAGACUCUCAAAUCCUACUUCACCCCCGAAUGUGUUACCAAAUCCUAUUCUUGUCGUUGAUACACACCAUCAACUUCAUUCGAACCAAUCAUCUGCUCUAAGCAUAUCGCCUUCACCGUCAAGCUCAGCAUCGUCAGAAUCUGGCUCUAACGGAGGUGGUCCCGGAUCUAGAUCCCCAAUAAACCGUUCACCUACGGUUUCUUAUACCACGCCUGCUGGGCUCUCCGCCACAACUACUGCCGACAGUCCGACUUUGGGACCACCACCACGGGAGAGACAGGGAAAAGAUAAGGACAAGGACCGAGAACGGGAGAAGGAGAAGGAUAGAAUUAUUACCAUUCCAUUGCGUGCCUGUUGCCCAGACUGUUUCCCGAUCACCGAGGAAUGUGUACGCAAUGGCGACCAAUGGAAGGAACGGUUUUCGAAGGGAGCUAGAAGAAGAAGAGGCAGUAGUGUUAGCUCGAGUGAAGGAGGGGAUGAUUUGGGGAUGUUCAGCCCUAUGGCAAGCUACAAACCUCUACAGGAGGGCCAGCAGGAGAAGAACAAGGUUGAGGAUAAGUCUAAUCCUAACUCAAACCCUCGAGACGGGCUUGCCUCUAAUUCUUCGACCUCGGCGGUUGUUGACGACGACGACACGGAGGAAGACGUCAUGUCUUCCUUAUCUCUUGCAGUCCGGGUUGAUGAGGUUGACUGUAUGCAAGGGAGCACUCUCGGGAGAUUGAAGAGACAGCCUAGUCUUGAUCCAAUGGACACAGAAGACGAUGAACUAUCAUCAAAUCCUCACACGCGUGAGAGGGAUGUUUCAUCUUCUUCUGUCGGUAGUUCUUUCUCGACAUUUUCUACAAUGUCAGGAGUCUCCUCUGCUACUUCGAAUGCAGGAGAUGGAGAGUCAUUUCCACUCAAGUCUACAUCUACAUGCGAACCACCGGCCCCCCUUCGAGGACCCAACAUCCAACCGCUACCUUCCACCUCGAUAACACCUCCCUCAUCGUAUACAAAGGUUACUCGCGGUAACCGGCGGCAGAAACCUUCUACUCCCAUAAAGGAGGAUGAAGAACCCUCAGAGGAGAGAUGUGAAGGGUCUUCUCGGGACAGAGAGCGAGGAAGAAGAAGGCGAGAACAUCAAAGACUCAAGGCGUUGAAGACUCAUGACCUCUAUGCAAACGAUGACGACCUGAACAUGUUGUUCCCGUUACCUAGUCCGAGAAGGUCGCCUAGUACUUCGCCUCUAAGUGCGUAACAAUCAAUCUUUAUUGAUUAUUCGGUUUACUGAACGAGAUCUUCUUUUCUGGUGGCUCUUUCUUCUUCAGACACACCACGAGACUCUGCCACGCCUACGAAUGGUGGAAGUGCGACUCCAUCGCCGAACCCGAGCCCCACACCUUCCUCGAGCGCGGUACAUCUCGUGACCAUGAAUGUGCCCAAAACGCGGUCCAAGUUAGGUAUCAAUGGGCCCGAGGAUGCCGCGCUUGGUUUUGGGGAGGAAUUCGAAGAGAAAGAUAAAGCGAGGGGGGAGGAAAUACCAGAUUUCGACGAGGCGAGAAGGGAUCGAUCCGUUCUUCCUCGGUCGAUAAAACGAAAGGAAAAGGAGACGGUUCCCCCGAGUAUAGCUAAAGCCGCCGAAAUAGCAUUGGCUGACCAAAGCACUUGCAGCGGGACCGGAAGCGAUCGUGUCUCUCCUUCCAGAUUAACUGAAGAGGACGAAUGGGUAAAACUCAACCCUAGUGGUCAUUCAAAGGCUGCUAGUGACUCCGCGGUUGGGAGUGUGAAGGGGCAGAAGAUUUUGCCGAUGAUACCCUCGUUUUUACCGCCGUCGUCGACGAUACAAGAAGAACAGUGGGCAACGAGUUCUUUACAGAUCCCUUCGAAAUCCCGUGCCCACGCGAACGCGUCGCCGUCACCGCCGCCACCUCCAUCUGCAACUCCUCGUCGACCGAAACAACAAAGAAGGUCGUCUUUACGGGCCGGUGCAUUUUUGGACAUAUUCAGGAGCGUUCCUGGGCUCACACCCUGAAUAUUUUUCACGCAAACCUCUCUGCUUUCUUACUCUAGCGAUACAUUGUACACACGCUCUUUCUACUUCAUCCUCCCCCUCGUCUGUCAUUUUCGAUACCAUAUCGGUUAUGCUAGUCACAAAAUUCCCCCUCUGUUUGCUUUCUGUGUCCAUACUUGUUUGCUUUUGGCUUUCGUUAUACCCCCAUUGUCGUUUUUCGCUGUUGACUAAUUUGCAUUGUCCGUUUUCUUCUUUUUCUACGAUUCAAGUACAUACAACAUCUUGAAUCCAGUAAUUCGCAUCUGCUCUCGUUGAAACUCUGGGAGUGUCUUUUUUUUUUCGUUCCCUGUGUUUCUCGACCCGUCGUGAAUAUCUGUUCAGCGACGUAGGUGCGUGAGGCUAGGGGCGGCACAAAGCGCAGAGCGAGAUAAACCGCGACAAGAGCGAUGGCAGCAGUCAGUUGAAGAGAUAUGCCUUACCGUAGUCUUUUUCGCGAGCAUU
Marasmius oreades (fairy-ring Marasmius) is the source of this 3024-nucleotide messenger RNA. RefSeq lists its product as uncharacterized. The record is from RefSeq and is a predicted model, not a curated record. The transcript is spliced from 2 exons. Bases 70 to 1770 code for a protein of 566 amino acids. NCBI's taxonomy places the organism in Eukaryota, Fungi, Basidiomycota, Agaricomycetes, Agaricales, Marasmiaceae.